GGGGUGAGAGAUUAUUGUUACCUAGGCAGUUCGGCGCAAGACAAGAAGAAGAAUGCAAGAAAUUCUUCUUUCGGUGGUCGAGACCGACCUCCGCUUAUUGGCCGCGGAGGCCAAGAAAGCGGAGUCGAUGAUGGGAAACCUUAUGGGCAUGCUGCACCAUAGCGAGCUGCCCGCGCUGAAGGAUGCCACCGAGCGUGCCACGCGCAAAGUCCGCGACGUGGGGGAGCGGCAAACAGGGCUAGUUGGCGUGCAGCAGGCACUGGAGAUUCUCACGCCGUUCGCGCGGGCGUGUGAGACCAAGUACCCGAAACUGGCUUGCAUUGGGCUCAGCGCCUUCCAAAAGCUGCUUGCGAAUGACGCAGUUUCCAUACAGGGGCGCCUGGAAAUCAUCCGGGCGUUCCAGGCGGCUGAGAAGCUGAACGACGAAAAUGUGAAGCUGAGGAUCCUGCAGGCCAGCCUGACCAUCAUCCAGAGCUCCAGCUUCGCGGAUGAGCAGGAUGGUGUGCAGCAGCUGCUGUCCGUCAUCUUCCGGUUAUACGUCACCAACAAAUCCAACCAGGCCGUGCAGAGCACCGCUGCGGCCACCAUUCGACAGGCUGUGGCGCUGGUGUUUGACCACAGCGUGAUGCGUCCCACCCGCACCACCGUGUCGGCCUCCUUCUCCCCCGUGCUGGGCUCGCCCAGCGCAAGCCUCUCACCCAUCGCCGCGUCCGCCUCGACGCCCAUCACACGCAGCAGCGGCGGCUAUGCGGUUAUCACCAGCAACAGCGCCGCCGGCACGCCGCUGAAGGCCGGCGGCGCCACUGGCAGUGGCGGGGAGGCUGGUCUAGCGGUGGGGCGGGAGACAGUGCCGGUGUUGCUGCUGGAGGAGAUGAUGGGCUGGCUGGGGGAAGACAAAGAGGUGGGCUGGAUUCAGCUGCCGCCCAAGGCGCCCCGGCCCGACGACACCUUCCUGUACGAAAUGCUAGAGGGCGUGCUGCUGCAGCGGGCCGGAGCCAUACACAGGCUGGCGGCACUGGCGCGGGUGGUGCGGCACAAGGUGGCGCCGCUGCUGGUGGUGCGCCUGGACCGGGCGUGCCGCAAGGGUGUGGAUGAGAACCUGGCGGGCGACUGCCGGCUGGUGGUGCGCUGCGCCGCCGCACUGGUGCGCCGCCACCACGACCUGGCGCCAGAGGCGGUGUCUGUGCUGGUGGCGAGGCUGGCGGAGACCGCAGGCAGCGUGGUGGCAUUGGGGCGGGCGGGCGGAGGCGGUGGUGGAGGAGGAGGGGGAGGAGGCGGCGUGUCUUCGCGUUGGCAGCGCUUCAUGGCGCUGCAGGCGCUACGGCCGCUGGUCAGCGACCCGUACCUGCUGUACAGGAUGUACCACCUUCCGGCUCCGCAGCUCGCCGGCGAAAAGCCUGGGAGCACCGGCGGCCUGGGCAGCGCCUCCAACAGCCAGCGCAGCCUGACCACAUCCUCACCGGCGCCCAGCGUAUCCGGCGAAGCAACUGGCACUAGCACUGCCAGCGGCGCCGCAGGCGCCGACGCGGCCGCUGGUGGAAGCGGCGGGCCGCUGCCUGUGGUCAUCCGCUGCCUGCAGGAGGCGCUGAUGUGGUACGUGCGCACGGCCUCGGACAGCCCCGACGACGACGUGGUGGGCGCGCUGGGCAACCUGUACCUGCAGAGGGCCAUGGGCGCGCGCGACGCGGUGCAGGAGACGGAGGCGUUUGGUGUGCACCUGGCCCAGGGCAGCGAGGUGGUCAUAGCGCACCUGGGGCUGGAGUGUGUGCUGGGGGUGGUGGCGGCCACGGAGGCGCUGGCAGACGUGGUGGUGGUGCCGGCGGAGCCCGGCAUGCCCUCGCCCAAGCUGGUGAUGCGGGACACGCCCGACGUGCGCUGCGCCGCCGUGGCCGGCCUGGUGCGGCUUCUGUGGCCGGCGGGGCUGGCGGUGGCUGACACGCUGCUGCGGGCGGCGCGGCAUGACGUGCUGGUUCAGCUGCUGGUGCGGGCGCUGCAGACCAUGACCUACUGUGCGGGCGCGCUGGGCGAGGGCCGCGCGCGCGACUGCCUGUUGGCACGGCUGUGCACACACGCGCUGCUGCCGCCCGGGGAGGAGGACAUGGGCUCCAUGGUGGCGGCGGCAACCGGCGUGAACGUGGCGCCGCUGCCGGGGGCCGGCGGCGGCGGCGGCGCUGGCGGCGGCGGUGGCGAGGACCGCAGCGCGCAUGUGCCCAACCGCCGGACCUCCUCCGUUGCGCCGCCCUCGGCAACCCCCGCCGCCUUCACGCUCGCCCCGCUGCCGCCCGGCUUCCUCACCGCCAUCCUCAAUGACCGCGGCGGCGGAAUCUCCGCCGGUGGGCCCUCGGCUGCCUCAGGGCCGCCGCUGCGGGUGGUGCUGACGCCACGCAACAUCGCGGCGCUGCGGUCGCUGUUCAACCUGGCGCACAGGCUGGCUGACGCGCUGGGCAGUAGCGGCUGGCUAUAUGUGGUGGACGCCGUGAACGCCCUGGACCGCAUCCUGGCCUCACCGCACACCACAACCGCCGCCUACCUCAUGGAGACGGAGGGCGAGAUGGCGGUGGGCCUACAGCCCGCCUUCACCGGCGUCGGCGUGCCGGGCAGCAGCGUGCCCGGCGGCGGCGGGGGCGCCUCUGGGCCCGGCGGCGGCAUGACGCCCGGGCCCUCCGCCGCGCCCGGCGGCGUGGUGCCGCUGCCCUCCGCCGCCGCCGCCGCGAUGGCGGGCCCCGACGGCGACGACGAGGACGGCGCUACCAGCGCGCAGCGUGAGCUGCGCAUCCUGGCCUCGGCCGCCGACCAGCUGUUUGAGAACACGCACCACAUGAGCCCCGAGGCGGUGGUGUCGCUGCUGGGGGCGCUGAGCGACAUCUCGCACCGCACGCUGGCGGGCAUGGGGCUGCUGGCCGCCGCUGGCGGUGCAGCGGCGGCAGGCGGCGGCGGCGCAGGCGCGGCGCAGAGCGCAGUGCCAGGCGGGGUACCGAUAGGAGGUGGGGGCGGCGGCGGCCUGGUCCCGGCGGCGGCGGGCCUCAGUGGCAUGCUGAGCACGGGCGGAGCCGGCGGCGCAAGCGCCGCGUCACUGGGGUCGGGCGCAAGCGGCGUCUCCGCUGCCGCUGGCGGCGCAGCCGCUUCCGGCGGCGGCGUGCUGGGCACGGCCAGCGGCGGCGCAGCGGGCGGCACGGGGCUGACGGGUGGCGGCGCGGCGCCACUGCCGCUAAUGGUGCAGCCAGUGGUGGGCCCAGGCGGGCUGCUGGCGCCGCCGGGUCCGGGCCCGGUGCGGCUGUGCGCGCUGAACCGCAUGGUGGACACGCUGCUGCACAACCUGUGGCGCGUGCAGGACCUGUGGGGUAUCUUCCUGGCGCACGUGCUGGAGGCGCUGGGCAGCGGCAACGCCCAGGUCCGCACCGCUGCCCUGGACGCGCUGGACCGUACCAUCACCGGCGCGCUCAACCCCGAGCUGCAGCAUGUGCCCGACAAGUUCACCGCGCCCCUGCCCAUGCCGGAAGACGCGCUCACGCCCUUCGGCACACUGACCGCCGUUGACAGUGUGUACGCGGCGGGGCGGCGGGGCUCCCCCUUCCUGGCGCCCUCGCUGCCGUCCUUCGCCAUGUCUCUGGCGGCGCAGCAGGCGGCGCUGCAGCUGCCCGGCAGCGUGGGCCCGUCCUCACCAGGGCCCGUGCAGGGCCCGGGCGGCGGGGCGUCGCGGCGGAUGUCGCGCGACGCGCCGCAGUGGAUGGGCAGCAGCGCCGCCGGCACCGGGCCCGCCACGUCGACGCUGACGGCGUCCUUGCAGCAGCUGCAGCUCCAGCAGCAGCAGCAGCAGCAGCAGCAGAUGAUGCCGGGCAGUGGCAGCCAGCCCGCCAGCCUACGGCCGUCGCUGGACGUGGGUGUUGGCACCGGCCGCCCGCCCAUGCCGCCGCAGCUGGCUUCGCCGUCGCCGCCCGCGCCGCUGCCUGGCGGAGGAAUUGGCGCUACGCCUUUUGCAAUCAGCCUGGGCAACGCGGCCGCCGCGGCGGGUCCAGGCAGCCCCGGCGCGGGCUUCGGUGUGGGCGGCUUAAUGUCCUCCGCCGCUGCGUCGCCGCCGUCCUUCACGCUCAUGGCGCCGGGGGCGCUCGCGGCCGCGCCCACCGCAACGCUGACCACCAUCACCGCCGCCACCACCACGACCACCACCACUGCUGCCACCACGAGCUCCACCUCCGCGGGCGCUGCCGCGGCCUCCGUACGCGGCGUGCAGCAGGCGGCGCAGUCGGAGGACGUGCAGCACAUGCUGCUGGUGGCGCUGGACUCGCUGUACCGUGAGGGCGGCCGCAGUGCCGACGUGCGGCGCGGGCUGCUGCGCAUCGCGCUGCACGUGCUGCAGCACCACGGCGACGGGCUGACGCGGGGCUGGGUGCCGCUGAUGCGGCUGCUGGAGGCGGUGCCGCGGGCGGGGCAGGACCCGCAGGAGGUGCGGCUGGGCUUUCAGGUCGUUGAGCUGCUCGCCACCGAUUACCUGGCUUCGUCGCUGCCCAAGGAGUACGUGGCCAAGGCGCUGGACGUGGUGGCCAAGUUCGCGCAGCAGGACGUGGUGCUGAACGUGUCACUGACCGCCAUCACCAUGCUGUGGAACGUGUCCGACCACCUGGCCCGCUCACGAGGCACGCUGUCCAAGGGCCGCGCCGCGCAGCACCUCAACCGGGUGCAGUCGGCUGCCGCCGCUGCUGCAGCCGCCUCGGCCGCCUCCGCAGCCUCCCCGGCCGCCUCCGCAGCCGCGCCCGCCGCCGCCGCGGCGGCGGCAAGUGGCGGCGGCGCGGGCGCCGCGCAAACGCAACCGGUCGCCUCUGCUCCUGUUGCGAUUGCGGCAUCGGGGACGUCGUACAAUCUGUUCUCGGCGAGCGCUGGUGCUGCUGACGCGGUCGCCAGCGCUGAGAAGCCGAUGUCGCCUGCCUUCGCCGCCGCGCUGAGCUUUGCGCGGGGGGUGCCCUCGCGCCCCGCCUCCGCCUCGCCCGGCGGCUCCGUUUCCGCGCCGGAUGCCGGACCCACAGCCACCCCUACCACAGCCACCCCUACCGCAGCCACCCCUACCACAGCCACCCCUACCGCAGCGGCGCCGACUGCAACGGUCGCGCAUAGCCGUCUCAGCGCCACCGCUGUGGCAGCGGGCGCGCCAACGGUAGCGGCACUUCCGGGUGCGGCGCCUGCGGGCGGCUACCCCCUCCACGACCUGAACGAGGAGGAGAGUAUUGCCAUGCUCAUGAUCGCCUUCCGGUCGCUCAAGUCGCUGUCAGUGGAUCCACGGCCAGAGGCCCGCAACGCCGCUGUGCGCACGCUGUUCCUGGCGGUAUGCAGCCACGGCGGCAAGUUUCCCAGCGCCACCUGGCACGAGCUGUUCUGGCAGCUGCUGUUCGACCUGCUGACCACCAUUCACCGCGUCAGCGCCACCAGCAGCAGGGAGGAGGCGGCCGCGGUGGAGCUGGGUAAGGAGCGAGGCGGCCGCUCUGUGGUGAUGCUGGUGCACCACAGCCGCAACAGCGAGCAGAAGCAGUGGGACGAGACGCUGGUGCUGGCGCUGGCGGGCGCGGGCAAGGUGCUGCGCUCCUACUUGCCGCUGCUCAGCGGGCUGGACGUGUGGGGCCGCGCCUGGGAGGAGCUGAUGCAGAUCCUGGGCGAUGUGCUGGCCAGUGGGCGCAAGGGCGUGUCCAUGGCCGCCACCAGCCUGCUCACCACCAUCAUGCAGGCGCAUGGCACCGGGCCGCUGGUCACCCGCACCAUGUGGCGUCAGUCCAUGGGCGCCAUUGACCGCGGGGUCACCACCAUGGCGGCGCCAAACACGUCAGCGCCGCUGCAGGCGCGUGCCGAGCUGCUCGCCUGCAUCUCCACCCUCGCCUCGCUGCUGCUGCUCCGCACCAAGCCCGCACCAGCGGGCGCCUCCUCAGCCUCCGGCUCCGCGCUUGACUCGUUCUCCUCCGCCGUGCCAUCCACCUCUGGCGGCACCGACUUCCCCGCCCCCGGCUCCUCCGAUUCCCUGCCCAGCUCUGCAUCGUUACCAGCCGGCAUUGGCGGAGCCUCCUUGCCGCCCGCCGAGCCUGAGCACCUGCUGAUGUUCGUGGGGUGGCUGGACCGGUUCGCUCGCUACCCAGUGGGUUCGGAGGAUUCGUCCGCGAUCCACUUCAUCACCAUCGGCCCCAUUCAGAAGGCCGUACUGGGCGCGCUGGCGGCGCUGCCGCCCGCCGUGACGGCGGCGGGCGCGUGGCCCGAGGUGCUGGGCGUGCUGUGCCACAUGCUGCGGCCCUUCAACACCCUGGCCCUCCGGCAGUACUCCAUGCAGCAGGCGGCGGUGCAGCAGGCGUGCGCGGCGGCGCAACGGAGAGCAACGGCGGCAGCCGCGGCGGCAGCGGCCGCAGACGCGGCGGCCGCAGGUGCUCCGCUGGACUCGUUCGCCUCCGCCGCCUCUGCCAUCUCCGCAGCCAGCGCCAGCACAGCACCUGGUAGCCGGGACGCAUCUGCGCAUGCGGGUAGCGUGCACGGCGCCGGUGGGGGUAUGGGGCCAGGGCAGGCAGGCGCGGAGCGGGCCGCCCCGGUGAUCCCGGCAGCGAACGACGCGAUGGAGGCUCGGGCCAUGUCGCCCCAGUGGAUGGCCAAGGUGGCGGAGAUGCUGGCCACCUGGUACCGGGACCAGGUGUCAUGGCAGGUGCGCGUGGCCACGUUCCCGUUGCUGGUGGCGGCUCUGUCGGAGUGCAUGGCUUGCCGCCACCUGCAGGCGCAGCAACAGCUCCUUAUGAUCCAGCAACAACAGCAGCAGGCUGCAGCUGCAGCCGCCUCGGCGGGCUCGGGCUCGGGCUCGUCGCUCAUGCUGGGCGGCGGCGGUGGGGGCGUGGGCGGGUCGGUCAUGCUGACGGUGGAUGCGGGCGAGCCGCUGGACGAGCUGUGGCGGGCGGCGGCGCGGGGCUUCGUGACGGUGGUGCAAACUGGCCUGCCCUCCAUCAACAUCUGCAGCCAGGCUGUGGGCGCAACUUCAUCGUCCCCGCACCAGCAGGUGCCGCAGUCCACGUGGCCAGCCCUGGCGCGCGCCUUCCAGAUGUUCUUCCUUGCCACAAGCCUGCCGCCGCUGCAGCAGCCGCCCGCGGACGCAGCCGCCUCCAUUGCCAUUGCCGCGGCCGCCGCCGCAGCAGCCAACAUGGGCCGCGGCGGCAGCGCCGCCAGCAGCAUCACCUCGGACACCGGUGGCAGCCUUGUGGCGCUGGCGGCACCGUCGGCGGAGCAGGUGGCGGCGGAUGCUACGAUCACUGCCGCGGUGUUGGACUGCCUGUCGGACACUGUGUUGUCGUCAUGCCAGCACGCGCCAGUCGAGGUCCGGAGGGCGCUGGUGGAGGUGCUGGACGCGGGCGCGUCCUCCCUUGCAGCGCCAGCCGCCGCCGGCAUUAGCGCGGCAGCCAUGGCCGCGGCUGCGGCGGCGCCACCGCCGCCGCCGUCACCCUCGGACGCAGCCGCCGGGGCCCUGCCGGGUCGUGGCGGCAUCGCGUACGACGAGUCUGGCCUGACUCCGGGCAACCGCCUGAGUCACGUUUGUCUGGCGAAACUGUACGUGCUGUGCAGCCGGGGGCAGGAGCAGCAGGACGCGGAGGGCCGUGAGCUGCCGGGCGUGCGGUCCCAGAUGGAGGUUGCGCAACUGGCUCUACCAGUCUUCGUGUCGCGCUGCGAGUCCAUCCUCCUCGAUUACACGCGCGCCGAGCAGCGCGCGCGGAGCGCCGCCGACGCUGCGUCCGCGCCAGCACCAGCAGACGCUGCCGCCUUGCAGCCACCGGCGUCACCGCGGCAAAGCCACCACCAGUCUGUCCAGCACGGACGCGUGGUUGCGGCGCUGCACGACAAGGCCGUUCACGUCAUUGAACUGCUGCAGCAGCUCAAGGUCGUGCCGGCCGUGUCCGACUCGCUGCUUUCUUCGAGGCCGCACCUGCGCUUCUGGCUUGACGUGGGGCGGGCCGUGCGCAUGCAGGCGGCCCUGCCGCCUGCGGCCGCGGCUGCAGCCACGGCUCGGGACGUCAGUGGUACUGGUGCCCCGCCGGCGCCAUUCGCUGCGGGUAUGCUCACGCCACCAGCGCUGUCGCGCCGAAGCAGCAAUGGCACCGACGCUCUCAGUGGGCUGCCGGUGGCUGCUGGCGGCGGCUCGGUCGCGGGGGGCUCGGUGGCGGGUGAUGUCGUGCUGCCAUCGGGGCCCUCCAACGGCGGCCUCACGGGUCGCGCAUCCACAUCGUCGCAGGGCUCGUUCUUCUCAAGAACCUAUACCAGCACAGGAGCGCUCCUGUCGUCAGCGAUGGGUGCGGCCGCGGGUACCGGCGGCGCGGCACCCGCGGUAGGCAGCGGUCCCAGCGCAAACGGUUUGCUCGGCCAGUCGUCAUUUGGCCGGCUGCCCACGGACGGCAGCGGUGGUGGCGCGCAGGCGCCGGCAGCCCAGCGGAGCGCGGCAGCGCCUGGCAUUGCCAGCGGUGGACCGUUGGCGCCGCCGCCCGCCGCCGCAACGGCACCGCUGGUGCUGGCAGGCAAGAUGCAGUGGGCUAAGGAGCAGCCGCAGGUGGCGGCGUUGUACGGCGUGUUGGUAGAGUGCAUAGGCAGCGGCGACCCUGUGAUCCGCACAUCUGUGCAGGGCAUGCUGACGGCAUUGGGCGGCGGGAUGGGGCUGUGUGCCGCGCCAACAGGGCCGCGCGCCGCAACGAGUCUGCGAUAGCCGCUUGUGGCAUCUUGCAAUGCGGUGUGAGUGGGUUUGUGGCAUCUUGCUGUACGUUAUUAAUCGGUUUGGGGCAUCUUGCUAUUCAGUACGGUACUGUCCAGCCAGCAAUGUUGUUUGAGGAUGUGGUUCGGAUCAGGUAUUGUAGAAGUGAUGGGUUUGUCAAUAAUGGCAGGAUGGUAGUAUGCGGUUAUGCCUGCGGAGGCUUCGCGUGCCCCGUACAACUGCACAACGGCUCUUAUUGUCAUGUAAAGCCAAGCAGCA
Chlamydomonas reinhardtii is the source of this 8965-nucleotide messenger RNA. RefSeq lists its product as uncharacterized. The transcript has 29 exons. NCBI's taxonomy places the organism in Eukaryota, Viridiplantae, Chlorophyta, Chlorophyceae, Chlamydomonadales, Chlamydomonadaceae. The record is from RefSeq and is a predicted model, not a curated record. Bases 53 to 8701 code for a protein of 2882 amino acids.